GCAGCAUCUGCAUCUGACAUGGCUGACACAAAGUGAUGCUGCCUCUGUUCUCUGGGAAUACAAAGGCCACAUACAGAGGACCACUGAAAGGAAGUAGCUGAUUAGAUAUAGUGGAGCUCCUGUACUGAAUAAACAUGAGUAGUGAACUUAACAUUCCAGUGGAUCCUUCCACCCCUGCUGUCUCAGAAAGAGGAAACAAAGGCAUGGACUACAGAGACUGGGUCAGACGUAGCUACCUUGAACUGGUCACAUCCAACCACCAUUCUGUUCAGGCUCUUUCCUGGAGGAAGUUGUACCUCAGCAGAGCCAAGUUAAAGGCCUCCAGUCGCACAUCUGCAUUGCUGUCUGGAUUUGCUAUGGUUGCAAUGGUAGAAGUCCAGCUUGAGAUGAAAUAUGGAUACCCCCAGUUGCUGCUGAUAGCAUUUAGUGCUUGCACUACAGUGCUUGUCGCAGUCCACCUCUUUGCUCUCCUGAUCAGCACAUGCAUUCUGCCCAAUGUCGAGGCAGUGAGUAACAUCCAUAAUCUAAACUCUGUCAAUGAAUCUCCACAUGAUCGCAUGCAUCCUUACAUCGAGUUGGCCUGGGGAUUUUCGACAGCUCUUGGGAUCCUUCUUUUUCUUGCAGAAGUCGUUCUGCUGUGCUGGAUAAAAUUUCUACCCAUAGACUCUGCAUUGACACGGAAUGAAACCGCAACAACUCAAAAGCCACGUGGAAAUGCAGGGUGGAACUCCGCGCUGGUCUCAACCAUUAUUAUGGUGCCCGUUGGUAUCAUCUUUGUCAUUUUUACUAUUCAUUUUUACCGUACUCUAGUGAGGCAUAAAACCGAGCGUCAUCACCAAGAAAUAGAAGAACUCCAUAAAUUGAAAGUGCAACUUGAUGGACAUGAUCGGGGCAUAAAUGUAGUAUGAGUAUGUCAGAGGAGGUUUUCUGUCUGUGGAUUUAUUUACAAUCACAAAUGCACAACUGUCAGAGACAUAGAACUUGCUGAGGUGUAAGACCUCCGGUCAGACAUGUUGCACAUUGCAGCUUGUUCUUACUCACCAAGAAAGAGCAAAGGGAAAGAAUCAAAAACAAAUGACCUAAUAUAUUACAGUGUCUGUGCCUCGGCCAUUUGUUUAUUUUAGUUGGCCAUUUAUCUAGCUCGCCCUUGGCUUUGUUUUUAUGAGGUUUUUUUGACAAGUAACAGAAAUGGUAAAACAUUUAUAAGGAAAAGAGCAACAUUUUUCCCAGAUACAGUAACAAGGAUCCGAGGGGAGUUUUCAAUUCCUUACAGACUGGUACAGUUUUAACUCCCACUGUAAAUAUAUUUGCAGGGACAGCUGAACAAACAAUUAUGGUUUACACAGGUCUGUAGAAUAAAAUAGGUUUUGGUAAAGAAGGGAGUAUUUAUGACCAGCAUAAGAUGAAUUUGAUCAUUUUGAAAUUGAAUUUGUUGCAAAUAAUAUUUAGAACAUCUGUGAGCAAGAUUUAGUCACUAAGAAAUAAUACUGCCAGCAUGCCCUGUUCACUUGCCAGGAAUCACCUGGAGUGUUUGAAGUUUUCCUAUUUAACAUUAAUAUGAAUGUGGUGCCUUUGUAUAUAAUAUCUAAUCUUUUUACUUUACAUUAAUAUUUAUAUUGUAUGUUACAUAUAUAUAUAUAUAUAUAUAUAUAUAUAUAUAUAUAAUACUGAAUCCCAAACCCAAAGCCUUUCAUGGAAUAUUCAGUUAAAUCUGAAAUCGAAUCCAAACCCUAAUUUGCAUAAGCAAUUUAAGGCAAGAAAGGGGUAAAGAGAGCCACAUGCAUAGUGCACGAUAAAACAUUUUCACCGAAACACAUUUUCAGAUUUGUAUCGGCUAGGCAUUUGGAUUCAUGGAUUUGGUGCAUCCCUGUUAUUUACAUGGGUCUUAAACCUUUUGUUGUCCCAGAAAAGGGAAUUAAUGACCAAAAUUGUUUUUCUCAAAAUGCAUCUUUGUGCCAAAGAAAAACCUAAGGGGAGAUUUAUUGAAGUUAGAAUUGGGAUUCCUGCAAUGUCCUGGAAUAUUGCCAAUAGUUUGAAUUUUAUCACAGUUUUUCAGAUUUUUCCUAAAAUCGUGAAUGCAUUACACUCUUUCCCUUGUUUGCUAUACUUUAUACAUGAGCAGUGGCCAGCUCGAUGGUAUACCUCCCACCCUUCCCAGGUAUAGUCAGGUGAUCCCAGUGGUGGUCAAUAAAAGGGCAACCAUGUUUGCGAGUUUUACUUUGAAAGCAGCAAGUAAGUUGCAGGUAAAACGUAGUCCCAUUGUAAAAUGUAUAAUGAAUAGAAUAUAAUUCUUAAAGGGAUACUGUCAUGAGAAAACAUGUUUUUUUCAAAACACAUCAGUUAAAAGUGCUGCUCCAGCAGAAUUCUGCACUGAAAUCCAAUUCUCAAAAGAGUAAACAGAUUUUUUUAUAUUUAAUUUUGAAAUCUGACAUGGGGCUAGACAUAUUGUCAGUUUCCCAGCUGCCCCCAGUCAUGUGACUUGUCCCUGCACUUUAGGAUGGAACUACUUUCUGGCAGGCUGUUAUUUCUCCUACUUAAUGUAACUGAAUGUGUCUCAGUGGGACUUGGCUUUUACUAUUGAGAAUUGUUCUUAGAUCUACCAGGGAGCUGUUAUCUUGUGUUAGGGAGCUGCUAUCUAGUUACCUUCCCAUUGCUCUUUUGUUAGGCUGCUGGGGGUGAAAGGGAGGGGGUGAUUUCACUCCAACUUGCAGUACAGCAGAAAAGAGUGACUGAAGUUCAUCAGAGCCAAAGUCACAUUGGGACCGAAACGUUGGAUAUGCAUUUGUGAAUAAAACACAACACGAUUUUCACGAAAAACCAUAAAGUGCGGGUCCACUUAAAAUUAUUCCAAACCAAGAAAGCACUCAUGGCAACUGGAUACCAAUGUCCUUUAGUAGCUUUUUAUUCUGGCGACGAUUCCCUGCAAAUCAAAAUGCUUUGAUAUACUAUGUAAGAAUAAAAAGCUACUAAAGGACAUUGGUAUCCAGUUGCCUUGAGUGCUUGCUUGGUUUGGAAUGUGUAUUAUUGGAUAGCACCCGGCCGAUGCAAUGUGAAUGAUGAGUGCCAGAAUCCGUGCCUGCCUGUAUGGUGAGAACACCAGUGUGGGGGAAACGUCUUUGACUCUGUUCCUGAAACCUUUAAGUUGGAAAGAGUUGCCUAAAUAAACCUGUGUUUUUGACUGAA
Molecule: messenger RNA, 3183 nt
Organism: Xenopus laevis (African clawed frog)
Lineage: Eukaryota; Metazoa; Chordata; Amphibia; Anura; Pipidae
Gene: orai2.S
Product: ORAI calcium release-activated calcium modulator 1 S homeolog
Biological process (GO): store-operated calcium entry; calcium ion transmembrane transport
Cellular component (GO): membrane
Molecular function (GO): store-operated calcium channel activity
Source: RefSeq, marked provisional